UUAACUCAGCCUUCUGCUAUGCAGGCAGAUAGCUAGGUGAGUUUAGUUAGUUUUUUGGUUAAAUAAAACUCCUUAACAGGAACAACUUUGAGCCGACCACCUGCAUACAUCGCCGCUUUUUGGGGGGUUUGAAUGAAGUGUGUUUUAAUACGAAUUACAUAUGGCAUUUAAUUAACUUUAACCUAAAACCCAGCUCACAUUAGAACAAGCACCUGUCAUUGCUGACACACCUGGCGGAGAUCUGCACUCCACUGAGCUCCCCUCUCAUUCAGUGCUCCCUCCUCCUCCUCCUCCUCCUCCUUCAUCAUCACAUAUGCUGUCAGCUACAUGUGUCCACUCUGAGUUCCUGUCAGAGCUGUAAUUUCCCAACGACAAUUGAGUUAUUUCUGGAUCCCAUGCUUUCCACGGAGCAGGUGAGCGCGUGCUGUAGAUUACCAUUGUGACGUCACACCUGCAUACAAAAGUCAGGCUCCGCGCGCACAUCUCGCUUAAUGAGUUCGGAUUUUGACCCGCUGCAACGAGGACACCACAGCGAACCGCUUCAACCAAUGAACUCCUCUGACAACCGGACCAUCUCUGCCUUCACCUCCAAGCUGACUCCGGCUGCUGACAUAUGCGUGGGACUGGCCAUCGUCUCCGUCGUUGUGCUCUCCGUUCUGGGCAAUGGGCUGGUUCUGGUGAUUUGUUACCGCAGGAGGAAGAAGAUGGUGGGCUCGGAGCUGCUGUGCGUCAACCUGGCCGUGGUGGACUUCCUCUGCUGCAUCUGCUUCUACCCGCUCUCCAUCAUGUCCUCCUUCAACCACAUGUGGCUGGGAGAAAACAUCACCUGUGUUUAUUACGGCCUCGGCUGCUUCAUCUUUGGCCUGUGCAGCAUGUUCACCAUCACUGCCAUCAGCAUCACCCGCUACCUGAAGACCUGCAUCCCGGUUUAUGCUGUGUGGCUGGAAGGAACUAACAUCCGGAAAGCGUGCUGUGCCAUCUGGCUCGUGGCUGCUGUGUGGUCCAGCUUCCCUCUGUUCGGCUGGGGAGAGUACGUCCCUGAGCCUUACGGACUGUCCUGCACCAUCGCCUGGAGGGGUUAUCACACCUCUGCCAAGGAUGCCUUCUAUGUCAUCUGCUCCUUUGCCUGCUUCACCAUGGUUCCUGUCCUCCUCAUCGUGGUGUCCCAGUGUCAGAUCCUCUACAAGGUGUCGCGCUUCUCCAACUCGCUUGCUGCAAGAGGCAUCCGCAACAAGCUGAGACACGCUGAGAAACGACUUUCCAUGAUGUUUUUCUGUAUCAGCCUGGGUUUUGUGGUAGCCUGGGCGCCCUACGCUGUAGUGUCCCUCCUCUUCAUUUUCCACAGGGAGAACCAGUACAUGGCUCCUGGGGGCUUUGUGUUCCCCGCCCUCUUUGCCAAAAGCUCCCACAUCUACAACCCCUUCAUAUACUUCUACUUCAACAAGACUUUCCGAAAGGAGCUUCGCUGCCUAAUCCUCUCUUUAUGGCCCAAGCUGGGAGGUAAUCAAGUGGGGGUUCACAUCGACACAGUCCACCAAUUACCCAUCCACAUUCAGCUCCAGGAAAGAGCAUGCGUCCAAAAGAGGACCUUUAGUUUGACUCAGGACCGAACUUGCAGCAAAGGCAAAGGCAAAGGCAAAGGCAAAGUAUUGAACAGCAGAAGCAACCCUGUCCCCGGCAGGCCGGUGUACGCCUGCUGGGGGUCCACGUCGAACAAUGCCCCCAUCACCUUGGACAAUAAAGUUGCCAAAGAUUCCCCGUCUGUCUCUAUAUGAACUCUGUUUGACUGUUUAUACGGGAAUUUAUCCAGCCAUCAACCAAAACGUCUGGUCUUCUAUUGUUAUAUAUUGUUAUAGUGACUACUCUCAGAUACUUAUCAGGGUCCAUGGUGCUGAUUUUGUUAAUAAAUGUGCAAAUAAAGUUUCUAUCUGCUGAACAGCCUUCAUCCUGUUAAAUCCUAAAAGCAUAUGCUCCCCAUUAGUAAUAAGUAGUAGCUGUAUAGCAAAGCUUGUCCUUUGUUUUCAUAACAACCCCUUAGUGUUAUACAUUCAUUUGGCACACUUUCUACAUGAAAACAAACAUAGAUCCAACUAUAAACACUGGUUACAUGCAAAUAUGAUCUGUGGUAAAUUAUUUAUUGUAUUAUGCAGCCUUUGCAUGCUGGUGUUAAUCUUCACUGAAAGUUGUGCUGUGCCUUCUACUGCGUUCAUUUCAUAUUAAAGUUAUGAGUUGCCAACUUGUUGCCAAUAGCUUUAAUGCUAACUUUAAAGUCAGAAUAACGUCUAAGAAAACAAAAGCUCUGAUAAAUCCUACCUGGAACCUGAAAAUAUAUACAUAGAUGCCUCACAUCAGUUCAAUGUAAUUAAAUCCAAAUUUGAACCUUAUUACGGCCCCUCAGAGCUGCUAACGUGGCUAUUUCCUAUAGCAACUCAUUAUGUUUAUGCAUUUAUUUUUACUCUCUGUUUCUUUCUUUUUGUUAUCAUAAUUUCAGCCUGCAGUUGCCUUUUCUUCAUACAGUAGAUUCACUUUGUGAUUUAACUCUCUGCUCACUCUGCCUCAACUACUGAACACAAAUAUACAGGAACUGUAAUAUAUAAUGUUCCAUGUCAUAACUGUUUUGGUGUGUGUGUUUAUGUGUGUGAGUGUUUUAUCUGUAAUAUAUCGUACACUGGCCGUUUUGUAGUACAGUCCCUAACUGUAACAGGUCAGUAUUGAUGAAAAAGCAAACAUUUAAUGUUCAGUCUGAUGUUUUAACUUGAAUUAAUUUACCUAUUCUCAUGAUAUUUGAAUGUUUCCUUGUACGUUUGAUGUGUUUCUUAACAUGCUAGGUGUCUAAUGCAGCAUUUAAAUAUUAAUUGAAUGACUAACUCUUUGUAAACUA
This is a messenger RNA of Anoplopoma fimbria (sablefish), 2881 nucleotides long. RefSeq names its product opsin 8, group member c (gene opn8c). The transcript has 5 exons. Gene Ontology annotation, cellular component: membrane. Gene Ontology annotation, molecular function: G protein-coupled receptor activity. Gene Ontology annotation, biological process: G protein-coupled receptor signaling pathway. Bases 492 to 1775 code for a protein of 427 amino acids. NCBI's taxonomy places the organism in Eukaryota, Metazoa, Chordata, Actinopteri, Perciformes, Anoplopomatidae. The record is from RefSeq and is a predicted model, not a curated record.